UCGUCUUCCCAUUACAUUCCUUGCUUAUCUUAAUUCCAAAGAAGCAGCCCCAUCUUCUGUCUUUUCUUUUCCAUACUUAUCCUAAUCCCUUCACCUCCUUCGCUAAUUCAUUGGAGGAUGAUGGAUAUUUAUGAACAGGCAGGCUUCAGCUCUGGAAACCAGAGUGAAGAAGAAAUCAUGGAUGUAAGGAAAGGUUCAUGGACUGCGGAAGAGGACAACAAGCUCAUGGAAUAUGUCACCGUCCACGGUGAAGGUCGCUGGAACUUGGUCGCUCGCUGUGCAGGACUCAAAAGAACAGGGAAAAGCUGCAGAUUAAGAUGGUUAAACUAUCUACGUCCUGAUGUCCGACGAGGAAAUAUCACUCUCGAAGAACAGCUUCUGAUUCUUGAACUCCAUUCCCACUGGGGAAACAGGUGGUCGAAAAUUGCACAAUAUUUGCCUGGGAGAACAGACAAUGAGAUAAAGAACUACUGGAGAACAAGAGUUCAGAAGCAGGCGAAGCAGCUGAAAUGCGACGUUAACAGCAAGCAGUUCAGGGACACCAUGCGGUACGUUUGGAUGCCCCGUUUAAAGGAGCGGAUCCAGGCUUCUACAUCCAAGACUUUCCCGGGUCAACCCGCCACUAACACGGAAGCAUCCACCCAAUCCGUUCAGGUCAAUGAGUCCGGUUCGGGUCGGAUAGAACCCAAUUUCAUGCCGGAAUUCUCGGGUUCUUCAUCGGAGUCAUUGGAUACCCGAGUUUCAUCCUUAUCGGACCUGACGGUGGAGUACUGGGGCAACCCACAACAAGGCGUUAAUUAUGCAGACAAUCUACAAAAUGGGUCGGGUUUCUUCUCUGCCGGAAAUUGGUGUGUUGACGGGGUUGAUUUUCCGGCGGUGGCAGAGGAGGUGAUGGGUGGUGAUUGGAUGAUGGAAUGGAAUGAGGAGAAUAUUUGGUCACAGCUUUGUGAAAUGUGACCUAAUGGAUAUGAGGGCCUGCUUACCUGACGUACCAACUUAGCUUAGCUUUUAGACAUUUUGUGAUUAUAGAAAUGUUUUUUCUUUUACAGGAAUGUACCCUUAGUUUUACUAAAAAAAAAUUAUUAGU
Molecule: messenger RNA, 1087 nt
Organism: Rubroshorea leprosula
Lineage: Eukaryota; Viridiplantae; Streptophyta; Magnoliopsida; Malvales; Dipterocarpaceae
Source: the annotation of a GenBank genome assembly